Messenger RNA from Ilex paraguariensis (yerba mate), 615 nucleotides. NCBI's taxonomy places the organism in Eukaryota, Viridiplantae, Streptophyta, Magnoliopsida, Aquifoliales, Aquifoliaceae. The record is from the annotation of a GenBank genome assembly.
AUGGCGAAGUCUCAUGGAGAGGUUCCGGCGACAUCGGAACUACCACCUCCUCCUCCGCAGGAAGCAGCCGCCAUCACCAGUGCUGGUCCGGCGAGGCCGAUCCGUCUAGUGUAUUGUGACGAGAAAGGAAAGUUCCAGAUGGAUCCUGAGGCAGUCGCAAUUCUUCAGCUCGUCAAAGAGCCAAUUGGGGUAGUCUCCGUCUGUGGUCGCGCUCGGCAGGGCAAGAGCUUCAUUUUGAAUCAGGUAAACUGUGAAAAAAUUGAACGGUUUUGGAAAAUUUAAUUUUUAUAUUACAAUCUCAAUCCAGGGUUGGCUAUUUGGUGCUAUUACUUGAAUUUUCUGGAGACUUGAUGUAUAGUUUGUGAUUGUAUGGUCUUGUGUGGAGUGUGUUACUAAUUGAGUGAUUAGGGUUUUUGGUUGGUGGUAUAGUGAACUGUAAUUAUAAUUGGUACUAUGAAAAGAAUUGAGGGGCUAUUGCUUAAUGCAAUGCGAAAGUGCUUGGGUGUGGGUUUGAAUUAGAGAGCAGUUUCUUUGUGCAAAAAUGCCAAAAGUUAGGUCUGACUCCACUACACAUCCUACUGUGUGAGCGAUAUCAAAUUAUAAUACUAGUGUAGA